AAUAUUUAUUGCAAAUUUUUUACUUUCAUUUCAUGUCUUGCGAUUUUUCAGUUACAGUGAAAUCAAUAUUUUUUACAGUGUCCGGUUCCUUCGUUGAUUAACUACGUUCUAUUUUAGUUUGUUACUAGUUAUAUUAUUCUAUUAAGCUUUAAAUAUUUCAUAAAAUUUUAUUAUUAGAUUCCUCUCUUUACAAAUGAGCAAAUUAUAAUUCAAAUCUGUGUUGUUUUAUCGUGUUUGUUCCAAUCUUGUAAUUUUUUACAGUUUGCUCAUUAAAAGUUUUAAUUUAUAUCAUCUAGUUUCGAGGAUUCAUUCCGCUCUCCAGUGAGUCCCUUGCCCAAUCUGUGUAGUGUGUACUAACUACUAUCGCUUGCCGUUAGACAUUUUCAUUCCGCGUUCUGACCAGUGUGGACGUGCUCCGGUAAUACUAUGCAGAAAGAGUUAGAUAAUAUGCUGGGAGGUAGUGUUCUCUGGUUCCGACAUGGACUGCGUCUCCACGACAACCCGGCACUGCUCGAUGCUGUCUCUGAUAAGAAUGAACCUUUCUUUCCUAUCUUCAUCUUUGACGGCGAAACCGCUGGUACUAGUCUGGUUGGAUAUAACCGCAUGCGAUAUCUACUGGAAGCUCUUGACGACCUGGGCUCACAGCUUAGACAACAUGGAGGUCGACUCCACCUGGUGAAGGGAAACCCAACUGAUAUCAUCCGCCGUCUUCGGGAAGAGUUGGGUCUGAAGAAGAUAUGCUUCGAGCAAGACUGCGAGCCGAUCUGGCGCGCGCGAGACGACCGCGUGCGCAACCUGUGCCGCGAGGUGGGCGUGGUGUGUCGCGAGCACGUGUCGCACACCCUGUGGGAGCCUGACACCAUCCUGCGGCACAACGGGAACAUACCGCCGCUCACCUACCAGAUGUUCUUGCACACCGUGUCAAUAAUCGGCGACCCGCCCCGGCCCGUCAGCGACGUGGACUUGCGGGAAGUACAGUUCGGUGCACUACCCGACGCGUUCUGCAAAGAAUUUUGUGUCUUUGAUAAAACUCCAAAGCCAGAGGACUUGGGCGUGUUUCUGGAGAACGAAGACAUCCGCAUGAUCAGGUGGGUGGGCGGCGAGACCGCGGCGCUCAAGCAGAUGGAGCAGCGGCUGGCUGUCGAGCGAGAGACCUUCUUCAGAGGCUCAUAUCUGCCGACACACAGCAGCCCCGACCUGCUCGGUCCACCUGUAUCGCUGAGCCCUGCGCUGCGCUUUGGAUGUCUGUCCGUGCGCAAGUUCUACUGGGCGGUCCAAGAUCUGUUCAUCGAGGUGCAUAAGGGCCGAAUGUCGUCUGCACCUUUCAUUACAGGUCAGCUGAUCUGGCGCGAGUAUUUCUACACGAUGAGCGUGAACAACCCGCACUACGGCCAGAUGGCCGGCAACCCCAUCUGUAUGAGAAUACCCUGGCGGGAACCGAAGGGAGACGAGCUGCAAAGGUGGAAGGAGGGGCGCACGGGCUACCCGCUGGUGGACGCGGCGAUGCGGCAGCUGCGCGCCGAGGGCUGGCUGCACCACGUGCUGCGGAACACCGUGGCCUCGUUCCUGACGCGCGGCACGCUGUGGCUGUGCUGGGAGCACGGCCUGCAGCACUUCCUCAAGUAUCUCCUCGACGCUGACUGGUCGGUGUGCGCUGGCAACUGGAUGUGGGUGUCGUCGAGCGCGUUCGAGGUGCUGCUGGACUCGGGAGACUGCGCGAGCCCCGUGCUGCUGGGGCGGCGCCUCGACCCCACCGGCCACUACGUGCGGCGCUACGUGCCCGAGCUGGAGCGCGUGCCCGACAUCUACAUUUAUGAACCGUGGAAGAUGCCGCUGGAGGUGCAGCGGAGGGCGCGCUGCGUGAUCGGCCGCGACUACCCGGCGCCCAUCGUCAACCACGAGGAAGCGGCCACGCGGAACAGGAACACUAUGAAUGAGUUGCGUCGCAUCAUGAACAAGGCACAGCCGCACUGCUGCCCCUCGUCCGAGGAGGAGGCGCGCCAGUUCAUGUGGCUGAAUGAGGACUCUGUCAGCGUCGAUGGUAAUUAAGCAGCCAUCGCCGGGAUCUGCUACUCAUCAUUAAACGAGUUUGAUAUUUGAGAAUCAGUUAUUCUAGGGACUUUUCUAGGGGAUUUCUAUUACCAAUAAUAACUGUGCUUAAUAAUGAAUUUAAAAUGGGGAUUAUUCGAAUUUUACUGUCCAUGUUAUAAUGAGUAUUUAUACUUUUAAUAUUAAAAGUUACAGGAAAUUGAAAUUCAAAACGGGCACAAAAACGUCCGAAAUGUUGAUAGUGUAAAGUACACUAUCACAAAAAUUUCGGUCAUUUUCGUUCAUGUCUGUUGUUCUACUAGUCUUUUUUUACCUUAAAAAUUUAUCCCCAAAAAAAGAAGGGGCGUACUGUCAGAUAAACUUAAAUUUGGAGGAUACCUUCCUCUCAUACAUCUGUAUGUAUGCAUAUGUAUUUCGCGUAUUUCUUAAUUAAUAAAUCUUUAAUUGUAGGUACAGGUUAUUAAAAUAUAUAAUGAUCAUGAUGUAUAGGUAUAUAUUAUUAUGUUUACAAAACAUGAUAUAUUAUACCUAUCCUAAGCUAUUAUUAUCUUAUUUGAAUUUAUCGUUGUUAAUGUUUUAUCUCGAAUUGCAGAGCUCCUCAAUAUUUAGAUUUUUAAAUAUAUUAUAAUUUUAUUCCCUUAUUAUUUGAGUGUGAAACAAAACCAAAGAAAAUGGUAUGUAAGCUGUAGCCAUACACUGAAACUGUAUUUCAAAAUUUGUAUUUUAAGCGUCAAACGAAAUAUGUACCUUACUUUAUGUUGUAGAUGUGAUUAUUCUUAUAAUGAUAGGGAAUUAAUUUACUUUGAGUUUAAGAUCUAUAAUAAUAAGCAACCAGACAAUUUUAAAAGGAUCUCUUAGAAAUAAGUUUUAAAGUUAUUGUACUAUCGGCAUAUUCACUACGUUAUAUUUUGAAAUAUGUAUUAACGAAACGCCUAAGGACUUCAUCAUAUGACCUCUGUAAUAAUUAUAGACUUACAACGUAAUGGGGAGUGGUGUGGCAACACUAUGCUGCAAGCAUAGCACUAGCAUUUAGUUUACACCAGUUUCUCAACCUUAUUUUGCUCACCGCCUACUUUGAGAAUAUGUUUUUUUCUAGAGUAUUUUCGUGUAUUUUUUGCCUUUUUAGACUAUAUUUUUAAUCUACCCACGCCCCAUCUCAAUAACCCCUAAUUUUCUCUGGGUCUUCUACUGCCCCCCCGAAAGUCUCAAACGCCCACAAGGGGUCGUUAUUGCCCACGUUGAGAACCUAUGGUUUAGACUAACAAAACGUUCGUGAGAAAACAUCUCUAAGGCCUAUCGCAGAUGACACACUUUUUCUGCUAUUGAGUCUGCGUACAUAAAAAGUCUGAAGUGCGCGCAAAAUGUGUUUGGCAGAUAUUUCACAGACAUAACGCACACGAAGUACACUUUCGGUCAUUUUGUCGGCAGAACUAUAGGGACGUACACGCAAUGGAAGUACAAAGGUUGCGGUGUAUUAUUUCGUACUUGGGAUAUAAAAAAAAGCAGAAGGAACAGAUUUGGGUUCAUCCUAUUCUUUCAGAAAGAUUAUUAAAGGGAAUGUUACCUAUUUAAAGAUUGAGUUAUUAUACAGUGUUUGUCUGUUUUCUAUUUCUUAAAUCAACAUCGAUGUCUAGCGCCAUGAUUCAUGUCAAUCACUAGCAAGUGCAGACUACAGACUAAAGUCGGUGUCGUCUGCGUUAGCACGUGUUGACGCGAACGUUAUAUUUUUUUGGCGCACUUUUUGUACUGUUUUGUUGCGCGGUCUGUCAGAUCUACGAAUACAUUUUGCGUGUCAGACUCUUACAAGAAAUAAGAACUUGUUUCUUUUAAGAUAGCUUAUUGGUUUAUUUAUCCCAACAUUGCCAUCAACAUCACUGUAGAUAUUCUUCUCCUGGAAGGCAUCUGAAUAGGCCUCAACACACACAGGGCAAAAUAAUUCUUCCUCUUCGAUGCCUGAUUCAUGACAUGACAUUCAUUCAAGCUGUGUCAUGACUCUGAAGUUGUUUUUUCUUAUGAAUAUGUUUUUAUAUAAAAAAAUAUUUCUUCUAAUUAAUUUUAUGACCCAAACACUUUAAUAUAGUUAAUGUUUGGUAUUAUGAUCUCUUAUGAUCGUUUUACACGGUCGAUUUUAGUCGCAUGCGCGCGCGGCUAUAGUCGGAUGCUACCCAACUUUAGUGCUUGCGGCUUUAGUCACUCGCGACCUAGUCGUAUUGCCAUUUAGUCGGUUGAUUAACGCCGCGCGGCUAAAAUCGUGCGGUUUAGUCACCCGUGUAAACCCCACUUUAAACACAUUAAUGCACAAUUCAAAUGCACUUACUUGAUUGCUGUACUGUAUCGGUUUUUGUUACAUUUGGCGGGAAACUAGCAACUAAUUAAACGCACACUCAGACCAUAGGGAGGAUUGGGUCUCUACUCCCCCCUCUUCCACUGCUUGCAUCUAGCAUACAGUGCUGGUGAUCUAUAAGUGUGAGUGGCUCACGCAACCCGGCGUUUCAAGAGACCCCACUCUGCCCUACCUAAUUGUAGGAAAAUUUGUUUAAAUAAAUUUUACAUGUAACAUACUAAUUUCUAGUAUGAUAGUCCUUUGGCACUUUAGCAUGUAAAAAUAAUAUUAUGCAUUUACCCUUAUAUGAUAAGUGAAUAAAUUAUUUAUAUAAUAUUUAUCUUUACAUAUUUAAUAUAAAUUAGUAACUUAUACAAUUUAAAUAGGUAUAUUUUGGAUUGAUGUUGAAUUAAAAUGAAAAACUUAUAA
Messenger RNA from Leptidea sinapis, 4801 nucleotides. RefSeq names its product cryptochrome-1 (gene cry). NCBI's taxonomy places the organism in Eukaryota, Metazoa, Arthropoda, Insecta, Lepidoptera, Pieridae. The record is from RefSeq and is a predicted model, not a curated record. The transcript has 14 exons. Bases 427 to 2049 code for a protein of 540 amino acids. Gene Ontology annotation, biological process: entrainment of circadian clock by photoperiod; circadian regulation of gene expression. Gene Ontology annotation, molecular function: DNA binding; FAD binding. Gene Ontology annotation, cellular component: nucleus; cytoplasm.